AUGACGGGCCAGUCUCCCUCUCCCUCCGUAAAGAUACCCACCGGUGCCGCGAACUACACACAAGCGACCAUCGAUCCCGAGCUGAGAUCGACUUUAAAUGGCCUUCUGCUCCAAGAAGGCCACGUUAGGCGGCAAAAGGCUGUCAACGGUGCCGACCAGAAGCCGAACUUGGCCCUUCCCCAAGCCGUCAUUGAUGAAGCAGUGAAAAUCACGAGAGAAUGUUUAGAGGAGAUUGCCACUCUUGAGUGA
Molecule: messenger RNA, 249 nt
Organism: Parascedosporium putredinis
Lineage: Eukaryota; Fungi; Ascomycota; Sordariomycetes; Microascales; Microascaceae
Source: the annotation of a GenBank genome assembly